Molecule: messenger RNA, 835 nt
Organism: Ylistrum balloti
Lineage: Eukaryota; Metazoa; Mollusca; Bivalvia; Pectinida; Pectinidae
Exons: 2
Coding region: 26-835 (269 amino acids)
Source: RefSeq, a predicted model, not a curated record
CUCACGAACUGAUAGACCCUUCAUCAUGGAUGUAAUUAAUUCCUCCCGGCGAUCUUCAGUAGACUCAGUUUCGAGUGGUAAAACUCUGUCCUUCCGUUCGAAGGGAAAACGUAUUUCAAAGGACAAGAUUUGGGAAGAAAUGGACCGGAAGUAUAACCUUACGAAACGGAAGCAUGCGGCUGUAAACAAAUUCAAACAAAUCAACAAAGUAGCUAGAACAAACCUAGACAGCCAGCUCAAUUCUAUGAAAACAAGCUUUGCUAAAAGAGAGAGACAAAUGGUGAAGGAGAGGCGUGCCAUAGAGCAAGAACUAACGUUGAUCAAAGUUGACCGGAAGUUACCACCAAUUCAAAAUCAGGAUCCGGUAAGUGAUGAACCACAGACGCCGAUUUCUCAAUCGGAAUCAGAAGAGUUAGUAAUUCCUGUGUUAAAAUGUGAUGAGUGUAGAUUCGGAAUAUCAAAAACAAGGUGUACAAACUUUCCAUGUUUUUUGCCAAAAACCUACACAAGUAUUGGCUACCAGAUGACGUCACGAUCCUACUCGUCACUCCCUAACUACCAAGAGAUGCUGGGUUACAGUCAGGGACUUCGUCCACCUACUCGCGUAAAACAGGAACGUAGGUCUUUUGAAACCGAACAAGAAGUUACAAACAAACACAAAACCCCGCGUGUGUCUGUUGAGGAUCGCGAGAGAGGUCUCCGCCAACUUGUUAAGGAGAUGAGAGAAAGGAAUGAGAAGAACAAGCCACGUGAUUGGGCUAUAAACUAUGGACAACCUCUCCCACGCCGGACAAUCCUCAAACCUAUAAUGUUCUCCUCCAGCCUCGUGGUGUAG